AAACCAGCAGAUGCGAAGCGGCCGAACGCCCUGUCGCCCUAGACCUCGUUGCAGCUACAAGUUACACAGAAAGCUAAUAAUAUCAUUUACGGAGGGUCUUGAAAUUUCAGGAUAAGAUAUUAAGAUCCUCUUGAAAAUAUCUUUACAUCCAAAUUCCUCUGCUCCACUCUCGCAGUCUCUCUCUUUCACUCUUGAUAUAUCGCCUCUGCAACUAGAAGUGUCGAACAGACAGCCAUGGCUGCUAUGUCCCUGGACUUGGCAACUACCUUCGUUGGAUUAGCCAGACGACAGGUAAAUACCCUUAGGGCCCGGACCACACUGCUCCCUCUCGUAUGGAGAACGAAGCCUCUAUGCUUCCAAAUAUCUUCAGUCGAUGUGAAAUUGGUCUCGAGCUUCACUAAAACGAAGAGACGAGUUCGUACUUUCACAGUGGCAGCUGCUACAACAGAGAACGAUAGCUCGGAUGUUUUGACUAAGAUUCCUCCUGACGACCGAAUUCCCGCAACUAUCAUUACUGGAUUUUUGGGUUCGGGGAAGACAACUUUGCUUAACCAUAUAUUGACUGCUAACCAUGGGAAGCGCAUAGCAGUGAUUGAGAACGAGUUCGGGGAGGUGGAUAUUGAUGGCUCUUUAGUUGCUGCCAAGACCACUGGAGCUGAGGACAUAAUCAUGCUCAAUAAUGGUUGUCUCUGCUGCACUGUUAGGGGUGAUCUUGUUCGUAUGAUUUCAGAGUUGGUUGCUAAGAAGAAAGGAAAAUUUGAUCAUAUUGUAAUAGAAACUACAGGCUUAGCAAAUCCUUCACCAAUCAUCCAAACAUUUUAUGCUGAAGACGAAGUUUUCAAUGAUGUCAAGCUAGAUGGUGUUGUAACCUUGGUUGAUGCAAAACAUGCUGGUUUUCACCUGGAUGAGGUUAAACCCAAAGGAGUAGUAAAUGAGGCAGUUGAACAAAUUGCUUAUGCAGACCGGAUUAUAGUAAACAAGAUUGACCUUGUUAGUGAGCGAGAAGUUGCUUCCUUGAUCCAGCAGAUAAAGACCAUAAAUAGCAUGGCUCAUCUAAAGCGAACUGAAUUUGGAAAAGUUGAUUUGGACUAUGUUCUCGGGAUUGGAGGGUUUGACUUGGAAAGGAUUGAGAGUGCUGUCAAUGUUGAUGGUUCAAAGGAAGACCAUGACCAUGACCAUGAUCAUGAGCAUGACCAUGACCAUGAUCACCAUCAUCAUCAUGGUGAACAUGAGCACAAACAUGAUCAUCAUGCUGACGAUCAUGCUCAUCAUCAUAGUCAUGACCCUGGCGUUUCUUCUGUCAGCAUAGUUUGUGAAGGAAACCUGGAUCUUGAGAAGGCUAAUAUUUGGUUAGGUACAUUACUAUUGGAGCGUAGUGAUGACAUAUAUCGUAUGAAAGGUCUUCUAUCUGUUCAGGGCAUGAAUGAAAGAUUUGUCUUCCAGGGAGUUCAUGACAUAUUCCAAGGCUCCCCUGAUAGAUUGUGGGCUCCAGAUGAACCAAGAAUUAACAAGAUUGUGUUCAUAGGGAAGAACUUGGAUGGAGAGGCAUUAGAAAAGGGAUUCAAAGCUUGUUUACUAUGACAAUAUAGGGUUAAGUGAAUAAGUGUAAGCUGGAUGCAAUAAAAAACUGUGUACUUCAUCAUCACCAGAAAACAGGAAAACCAAAAUGGAGGCCGUUAAAAAACUGUGUAUUAUUCAUAAUUAAUUGGAGACUGAGCUGAACGUACAUGGAAUUAUUGCAAGAAAACAUGGGAAGAACAUUACAAGAAAAAUUGAGGCAGAUUUUUUAUCCCAACACUCCAUUUCUUGAUUUUGUACCUUCUCAACUUUCUUUUGAUCAAGGAUUAUUAUUUUUUUUUCA
This is a messenger RNA of Nelumbo nucifera (sacred lotus), 1861 nucleotides long. RefSeq lists its product as uncharacterized. Gene Ontology annotation, cellular component: cytoplasm. The record is from RefSeq and is a predicted model, not a curated record. NCBI's taxonomy places the organism in Eukaryota, Viridiplantae, Streptophyta, Magnoliopsida, Proteales, Nelumbonaceae.